AUGAGAAGGCCUCCAAGAAACAUCGAAGAAUGGCUUUACUAUACAUUACUGGAUAGCAAAACUUUUCAACGUUUUGUUCAAAGACUAUACAACAAGAUUAAUGGAAUAAGUGAAACUAGCAAAACUACUCCUAUGGACUCUGUACAGUUUUUGUACCGCCCAACAAGGAUUCAUAAACUCCGAGCUUAUAAGGCAUUAUUUGUGGAUGAAUUUCGAAGAACAUUGGGAUUGACACCUCGAAUACCCAAGUAA
Molecule: messenger RNA, 252 nt
Organism: Henningerozyma blattae CBS 6284
Lineage: Eukaryota; Fungi; Ascomycota; Saccharomycetes; Saccharomycetales; Saccharomycetaceae
Gene: MRX7
Product: Mrx7p
Exons: 1
Coding region: 1-252 (83 amino acids)
Source: RefSeq, a predicted model, not a curated record